ACAGAACAAAGUAUAUAAAAGUAUCACUAAAGGAAGAAAUCAAACGGAAACUAAAUGAAUACGAAGAGCAACGUAACAGAAUAACUCUCAGAAGCAGUUUAAUGUACAGAACAGUGUGCGGCCUCCAACAUGUAGAGCUGAGGUCCAUUACAAUCGUUUGGGCGACACUUUGCGUCAAACGCACUCGGACGAGUUUAAUAACAAUCAUUCAGGCGUAACUGAAAGUUUUAGUUUUGAAUUGACUGAAUAUUAAAGAAACUGAAGCUUCCCGUCAAAUUCAGUCAGCGUGUCAGUGAAGGUAAAUCUGCACUUCACUGCAGCUUCAUGACGCCAUCUAGUGGCCUGAUAGUAGAAGUCCAGCAGCUGAUGGCAGCUUCCUCUGCCUCACUGCUGUCUGACUGCAUUCAGCUGACACUGAUAUGAAACAGAAAGUAACAGCCAAUCACUGGAGGAGCAGCUGAUCUUCUUACAGGAGAAAUGAUGGAAAGGAGGAUUUCAGCUGAUGUGCAGAUGAAGGAUUUGUGUUUCCUCUCCAGAUCAAAGUGUGUGUGAGCUGAUGUGGAUGUGAGUUCAGCAGCAUGAAUCAGUGUGAGGACAGAGAGGAGGGAGCCCCUCCCUCUAAAACCAGUCUGUGUGGGGAACAUGGCAGCCAGACCAGAGCUCAGAGCCCAGAGCAGCAGAGACCAGACUCUGCUGGACCUGGACCUGAGCCCAGCUGUGUGUCCUUCAAGAGUGACCGGUCAAAGGGUCACCUCAUUACUUUUAAAGGACGACAGCCCUCUGCUGCAAAGAGAGUCGACCAGGAGAGCUCAGAGGUUCCCAGUGGUCAGUCUGCCCAGCAGCAUCAAACACACCUGGACUCCAUAUUUAUGCUGCUGGAGGAGAACAUUGUCACUUUUGUGAAGAACGAGCUGAAGAAGAUCCAGAAGGUUCUGAGUUCAGAUUACCCAGAAUGCUUAGAGAGUCAGAGGGAGGAUGAGGAGGUGUUGGACGGUGAGGAGGAAGAGCAGAUGAGGAGCAGCAGAGAGGCAUUUCUGAAGAUCACACUGCACUUCCUGAGGAGAAUGAAGCAGGAGGAGCUGGCUGACUGUCUGCAGAGCGGAAGUCAUUCUGGAGUUUGUCAGCGUAAACUUAAAUCUAACCUGAAGGAGAACUUCCAGUGUGUGUUUGAGGGGAUCGCUAAAGCAGGAAACCCAACCCUUCUGAACCAGAUCUACACAGAGCUCUACAUCACAGAGGGAGGGACUGCAGAGAUCAACGAUGAACAUGAGGUCAGGCAGAUUGAAACAGCAUCCAGGAAACCAGACAGACUAGAAACAACAAUCAGACAAGAAGACAUCUUUAAACCCUCACCUGGAAGAGAUGAACCAAUCAGAACGGUGAUGACAAAGGGAGUGGCUGGCAUUGGGAAAACAGUCUUAACACAGAAGUUCACUCUGGACUGGGCUGAAGACAAAGCCAACCAGGACAUACAGUUCACAUUUCCAUUCACUUUCAGAGAGCUGAAUGUGCUGAAAGAGGAAAAGUACAGCUUGGUGGAACUUGUUCAUCACUUCUUUACUGAAACCAAAGAAGCAGGAAUCUGCAGGUUUGAAGAGUUCCAGGUUUUGUUCAUCUUAGACGGUCUGGAUGAGUGUCGACUUCCUCUGGACUUCCACAACACAAAAAUCCUGACUGACGCUACAAAGUCCACCUCAGUGGAUGUGCUGCUGACAAACCUCAUCAGGGGGAACCUGCUUCCCUCUGCUCGCCUCUGGAUAACCACACGACCUGCAGCAGCCAAUCAGAUCCCUCCUGAGUGUGUUGGCAUGGUGACAGAGGUCAGAGGGUUCACUGACCCACAGAAGGAGGAGUACUUCAGGAAGAGAUUCAGAGAUGAGGAGCAGGCCGGCAGAAUCAUCUCCCAUAUCAAGACAUCACGAAGCCUCCACAUCAUGUGCCACAUCCCAGUCUUCUGCUGGAUCACUGCUACAGUUCUGGAGGAGGUGUUGAAGACCAGAGAGGGAGGAGAGCUGCCCAAGACCCUGACUGAGAUGUACAUCCACUUCCUGGUGGUUCAGUCCAAACUGAAGAACAUCAAGUACGAUGGCGGAGCUGAGACAGAUACACACUGGACUCCAGAGAGCAGGAAGAUGAUUAAGUCUCUUGGAAAAGUGGCUUUUGAGCAGCUGCAGAAAGGCAACCUGAUCUUCUAUGAAUCAGACCUGACAGAGUGUGGCAUCAAUAUCAGAGCAGCCUCAGUGUACUCAGGAGUGUUCACACAGAUCUUUAGAGAGCAGAGAGGGCUGUACCAGGGCAAGGUGUUCUGCUUCAUACAUCUGAGCGUUCAGGAGUUUCUGGCUGCUCUUCAUGUCCAUCUGGCCUUCAUCAGCUCUGGUGUCAAUCUGCUGUCUGAACAACAAUCAACCUACCAUGAAUCUGCUGUGACACAGUUCUAUCAGAAAGCUGUGGACCAGGCCUUACAGAGUCCAAAUGGACACUUGGACUUGUUCCUCCGCUUCCUCCUGGGACUUUCACUGCAGACCAAUCAGACUCUCCUACGAGGCCUGCUGACACAGAAAGGAAGUGUCUCAAAGACCUUUCAGACUCUCCUACGAAGCCUGCUGACACAGACAGGAAGUGUCUCAAAAAACAGUCAGGAAACAGUUGAGUACAUCAAGAAGAAGAUCGAAGAGACUCCCUCUGCAGAGAAAAGCAUCAAUCUGUUCCACUGUCUCAUUGAACUGAAUGAUCGUUCUCUAGUGGAGCAGAUCCAACAGGUCCUGAGAUCAGGACGUCUCUCCACAGAUAAACUGUCUCCUGCUCAGUGGUCAGCUCUGGUCUUCAUCUUACUGUCAUCAGAAAAAGAUCUGGACGUGUUUGACCUGAAGAAAUACUCUGCUUCAGAGGAGGCUCUUCUGAGGCUGCUGCCAGUGGUCAAAGCCUCCAACAAAGCUCUACUGAGUGGCUGUAACCUCUCAGAGAGAAGCUGUGAAGCUCUGUCCUCGGUUCUCAGCUCCCAGUCCUCUAGUUUGAGAGAGCUGGACCUGAGUAACAACAACCUGCAGGAUUCAGGAGUGAAGCUGCUGACAGCUGGACUGGAGAGGCCACAUUGUAAACUGGAAACUCUCAGGCUGUCAUCGUGUCUGAUCACAGAGAUCAGCUGUGCUUCUCUGGUCUCAGCUCUGAGCUCCAACCCCUCCCAUCUGAGAGAGCUGGACCUGAGCUACAAUCAUCCAGGAGACUCAGGAGUGAAGCUGCUGUCUGCUGGACUGGAGGAUCCACACUGGAGACUGGACACUCUCAGGGUGGAGCCCGGUGGAGUCCGAUGGCUGAGACCAGGUCUGAGGAGGUAUUCCUGUGAACUCACACUCGACACAAACACAGCGAACAGAAAGAUCAAACUGUCUGACGACAACAGGAAGGCGACACGUGUGGAGGAAUAUCAGCCAUAUCCUGAUCAUCCAGACAGGUUUGACUGGCCUCAGCUGCUGUGUCGAAAUGGUCUGACUGGUCGCUGUUACUGGGAGGUCGAGUGGAGAGGAGGAGUUGAUAUAUCAGUGUGUUACAGAGGAAUCAGCAGGAGAGGAGGCAGUGAAGACUGUGUGUUUGGAGGGAAUGAUCAGUCCUGGAGUCUGAGCUGCUCUGAUGAUGGUGGUUACUCUGUCUGUCACAAUAACAGAAGAACAUUCAUCUCCUCCUCCUCCUCCUCCUCCUCCUCCUCCUCCUCCUCUGUCUCUCACAGAGUAGCAGUGCAUGUGGACUGUCCUGCUGGCACUCUGUCCUUCUACAGAGUCUCCUCUGACACACUGAUCCACCUCCACACCUUCAACACCACAUUCACUGAACCUCUUUAUCCUGGCUUUGGAGUCUGGUCCAGGUCCAGGUCUGUUUCCUCAGUGUCUCUGUGUUCUCUGUAGGAGGGAGAGUCUCCUCCUGUUAGAGAAACACAUCAGUUGAGUCUGUACAGGAUCACAGCUACAGAAAUCUUUCAGGUUAUUGUCAUAAAUUCAUCAAUGAACUCAAAGUGAUUUUCAAAGCUUCUCCAUCUAACAGCCGUAAAUAAAGCCCAACAUUUUCAUGCUCACGGUUGUUUUCUUGGAUUAACGACAUUUAAAAAGGAAGAAGUCACAUUUGGCAUCAUCAUGAAAACUGAGCUGAUCCUAAAGACUGUUAUUAUAUUUGGUCAAUUAUUUUCACUUUCCUUUCAUUCCUGAAGCUCAUGAAGAAGAAAAGAUUGUUAAAUAUGACCAUUAAUCUUCUCUCUGGAAACGUCUAGUAUUUAUUUCUGUAAUUUGGUUUUUGUAUGGCGUUGCCGGGGGGAACCACCGCCAUCGUCUCUGAGGUCUUAUCAGGCAGGUCCAGGAUGCCUUUAUCAACACUGAUCUAAGAAAAUGUGAAACCUGCUGAAAACAAAAAGGUCAGUUUGUAAUAUGAGACCACCAUAACAACCAGUCACAUUGAGUGCGUACCAUGAGUGUCGUCACGGUAACAGCAGCAGUGAUCGACAGUUGUGGAAGUUGCUGAUGGUUGCCACGGCGAUGAAGGUGAUUUCAGGCAUGUGACCUCUGAAGCAAAGGUAGGCUUGUUUGAUAAUUUCUAACAUUUUUUCAUUAUUAAACAAAAAUGCUAAGACAGCAACUGUCUCAACUUUACAUUCUAAUUUUAUGCUGAUUAUAAUGCUGAAAACAAAAACUUUGAAUUAUUAAAGAAUAAUCUUGACACAAAAACUAAUGCUUAUGUAAUAACUUCCUAACAACCCAGUCACACACAGAUCAGAAUGAAUCAAUUUAUAGUAUGACG
This is a messenger RNA of Siniperca chuatsi (mandarin fish), 4782 nucleotides long. Its product is annotated as protein NLRC3-like. The record is from RefSeq and is a predicted model, not a curated record. Gene Ontology annotation, molecular function: protein binding. Lineage: Eukaryota; Metazoa; Chordata; Actinopteri; Centrarchiformes; Sinipercidae. Bases 579 to 3899 code for a protein of 1106 amino acids. The transcript has 9 exons.